AUGGGAAGAAAAUCGAGAGCGAGCAAAAAGCGCGCGAAAGAAGACGUACGCAACAACAACAACAACGUAAACGCAGAGGUAACCAUGGCGGCUGCGGUUCGGAGGGUGCGGGAAAUACUCAGUGAAGAGUCCGAACAAAAGAUCCGCGAAACGCUCCUACAAUGCAAUUUGAAUCACUACCAAGCCAUGGUGCGCCUUGUUUCUCUCCAAGAGCUAAGGAAUCAGCAAGCAACCAGUACUCUAUUGCCUGAUUCAACUUCUACUACCCUUGUUUCAAAUCAAAGUGCUAUAACAAAUGGUGAAACCAGGAAUGUUCCAAUUAGUUCCACUGAAGCAGUUCCUACCUUGCAUGUGCCAUCUUCUAGUGAUGUUACAAAUGGUGAAACGAGGACUGUGCCAAUUAGUUCCAGUGAAGCAGUUCCACCCAUGUCAUCUGAGCCAUCUUCUAGGUAUCUAUUUAAUCUUCUUGAAGUUGUGGUACCUCUUGCCAGAGAACAGUGUCUGUAUCAACAUUACUUGUUAUUUCCUUGUCUUUGCAGUGCUAUAACAAACGGUGAAGCCAGGAGUGUCCCAAUUAGUUCGAAUCGUUCCUUGUCCGAGCCAUCUUCUAGUGCUAUAACAAACGGUGAAACCAGAAGUGUACCAAUUAGUUCAAAUGUAGCAGCUCCCCCCUGGUCUAUGUCAUCUUCUAGAGCUCCAACAAACGUUAAAACUAAGAGACAAGCUACUAGGAUGAUAUCUGCUUAUGGGCCAACAAUGGUUGAAGUUUUGAGGGGUUUACAACAGAAUCAAACUAAAUCUCCUGUCAAGGCUGAUUCUCCCUUGUUACAUCAGAAGCCAGAUGCUACUAAUCCAAUCUCUAACUCAAUUACUGAGUCUGAUGCUCCAAAAGAUCCUCAACACUCAGCUUUUCCAAUGGAUACAAGACAAAGCAUUGCUACUGCAUUUGGAAUCUAUUGUAGCUCUGAACCACAUAAUAAUCAACAAGGCAUGAAGUGGCGUCAGUAUGGUAAUAUGAUUAACAGAACAGGCCACCAGCAGCAGAACAGGCCACCACCAGCACCGAUUCAAAAACGUGGUGGUAGUAACAGAAACAGCAACACUUUGGCGCAUUUUGUUAAUAUGAUGAACUCUCCUUCCUCGUGGCUAGAAGAGAACGACGCUUCCACUUAUCAGUCUAUCGAUUCAGUGUUUGCUCAGUACAGAAACAAUACCAUGUCUCUGUCAGCUACCUCUACUGUUCCUUCUUCUCACGGUUCUGAUUACGGUUUUGACAUGUACGCUGCAAACUCGAGGUUGGGGUAUGAAGAUGUCUCAAGAAUUCAGGGUCGAAGCCAAUUUGAGAGGCGUGUGGAAGGAGAAGAUAGUAACAGAUCCAUCUCACCUCAUAACCAACAGGAAGGGGAGGCUUACUUUGAAAGAAUCAGAGCUCACUUAGCUUCGUCUCUGGACCAAAGCCAGCAACGGGAGACUUACUUUGAAAGAAUCAGAGCUCACGUAGCAUCGUCUUUGGACCAAAGCCAGCAACGGCCAAGAGACAAGUAG
Molecule: messenger RNA, 1545 nt
Organism: Eruca vesicaria subsp. sativa (arugula)
Lineage: Eukaryota; Viridiplantae; Streptophyta; Magnoliopsida; Brassicales; Brassicaceae
Source: the annotation of a GenBank genome assembly